GCUGCAAAAUCCAAUAAACAUCAUGGUUUUUUUCCCAAACAUGGAGUGUUUUCAGCUAGAAACCACAAGCCUCUCAUUUGAACUAUUGGCAGCCUGCCUGCCUGCCGCAGCUCGGUCAACGGCCCCGCCGGGGCUGCGAGCGCCUCGCGCUCUGCUCCGCCGCCUCCUCACCGCCCGCCAGGGCAGGAGUCGGGCGGCUCCGCGCACGCGGGGCUCCGGGACUCCAACGCUCGCUCGGGACGGGGGCGGAGCUGGCUCCUUUCCGCUCUCCCCCCGCUCCCAGGACCCCAGCGCCGGCCCUGGGCUAUGCCAGCCGCGCAGCAGCCUCCGCCGUUUGCGGGCGGCUUCUUUGGGCGCCAAGGCCCCCAGCGGGCUCCUUCGGCCCGGGACCGGCCCCGCCCCGUCUCCGCUGCAGCGGGAGGAGCCCUGGGAGCGCGCUCCGUCGAGCGCGCAGCCCGGUGUCUCGGUAACGGCCAUGGCGGCGGCCUCGCCGCGGGACCCCGGGGACUGGCAGGAUUUCUCCGGCUUCCAGCCCCCCGCAGGGAGCAGCCCCGAGCCGGCCCGGGACGGGGACACUUGGGGGCCUGGAAACCUGAGGGAAAAGCUGCUCCUCUGCUUCAAGCCGCCCCCGCCUCGGGACGGCGGCAGCGAGAGCCGGGUCCCGCCGCGGCCCCUCAGCGAGCAGAGCGCCCUAGAGAAAGACGAGAUUUGGAAUGCUUUGACUGAUAAUUACGGUAAUGUAAUGCCAGUUGACUGGAAGUCCUCCCACACCAGAGCUUUGCAUAUGCCAACACUGAAUCUCUCAGAAAAAGGGUUAAAUGAAAAUUUGAACCUUGACCUAUCAGAUGAUGAAGAGCUUCGAGAACAGCUGGAUAUGCAUUCUAUCAUAGUUUCCUGCAUCAGUGAUGAACCACUGUUCACAGCAGAGCAGGUGAUUGAAGAAAUAGAGGAAAUGAUGCAGGAAUCACCUGACCCAGAAGACGAAGAAACACCCACGCAGUCAGACCGGCUCUCCAUACUUUCCCAGGAAAUUCAAACACUCAAGAGAUCCAGUACAAACAACAGUUAUGAAGAGAGAGUACAAAAACUGUCUGUUGCUGAACUAAAUGAGCUACUAGAAGAAAUUGAGACUGCCAUUAAGGAUUAUUCUGAGGAGCUGGUACAGCAGUUGGCUCUAAGGGAUGAGCUGGAGUUUGAAAAGGAAGUGAAAAAUAGCUUCAUUUCUGUCCUCAUCGAAGUACAAAACAAACAGAGAGAACACAAAGAAACAGUGAAGAAGAAGAAAAAGCUGAAAAAUGGUAGUCCUCAGAAUGGCAAACAAGAAAGAGGUCAUAUGCCUGGAACACGCUUCAGCAUGGAAGGGAUCUCAAAUGUCAUUCAGAAUGGCUUCCGCCACACGUUUGGAAACUCGGGUGGAGAGAAACAGUACUUAACAACAGUCAUUCCUUAUGAGAAGAAAAGUGGACCCCCCUGUGUUGAAGAUCUACAAACAUUAACCAAAAUUCUUUAUGCUAUGAAAGAGGACAGCGAGAAAGUGCCAAGCUUAUUAACAGACUACAUUUUAAAGGUUCUCUGUCCGACAUGAAAUGCUGCUUUACUUCAGAAGUAACCAGGCUCCUCCUGUGACAAGAGCUUUCCAGAGAUAGUUCAUUGUAUUUUCUUUCCAUUUGGCACUGUAUCUAAACCUGUAGUAUUUACUUUCAUGUAUGUUUGGAAUUUUGAAUCAUACAGUAGGCCUUUUUGGGCAUGAGGAUAGAACUUACACGCUUUUCAUUUGAUGGUGCAGUGUGCUUGAGCAUAGACAAACAUUGUACAGUUUUACUCACAAGCUUUGGUUUGGCUUUUUAAAAUCUGUUUUACAUUGUGUAACAUAGUAAUCCCCUCCCACAUAUUCAUUGUUGGGGAAGGAAAACUAAAUUUAAAUACUGUAAAUAAAUAAGCCUAUAAUUUUAACUAAUCUGCAGUGUAAAAAAAAAAACAAACCUCUGUCUUAUAUCAGACUUGCAAAAGGGAUCAUAGCCAAGCCUGCACUGAAGAAUUCCACUGAAGUUCUUCAGUGACACCAAAACAGUGAUAGUGGAAAACUGGCACUGAACACUUUUUUUACAAAGCAGUAACUCAGAUUAAAACUAUAAUACUGUAUUGUUCAGACAUGAACAAAUGUUUGAUGCUCUUCAGGAGGAAGAAUCAGUAUCUCUGCUCCCUUUACUUGCUACCUGAUUUACAUAAACUUCAAAAUAUUAGAUGAUAUUCUUCAUCACUCUCAUUUUCUGUUGGUUCAGUUUUUAAUAAUUACGUCUGUUGAGACCUGGUAUGUUCCUCCUUAAUGCUAUCAUUUUAGUACUCAUGGUAAAUAUUUGGAUAUAUUUUAGAGGCUGCAGUAUUAAACAAUAUUUUAAGAUGUUCAGUGUCCUUUAAUUAUGUGUAGUGUUUGAGAAAUGGUCAUUUCAUUUCCAAGACUGUUAUGUUGAACUUUCAUACCCAUUGUACUUAUAAACAUCCUACAGAUCUGGCUCUUGUAACUCCCUGUCUGUAAUGAUGUUAGACCUGUACCUGGAUGUCACUGAUGGGAACAUAUUUUAUAAAUCAUAUUAAAUAUCUUUGCUAGUCUUAGAGCAAGUCCAGUGGUGUGAAAAGAGAAGUAAAUGCCAAUAGAAGAAGAAACAAACUGUUUUUGGUUUGAUUCCAUAUUUAUUAUAUUUAUACUAUAGAAGCCCCCAGAGCCAGCCAUUGUACAAAACAUAGCAGAUACAAUUCAGAAGAGCUUAUAAUCAAAAAUUUCUCAAGAAUUUGCUUCUGUUUCCUUUAUCUUAAAUCUUAGUGAUGAAGAAUCUGUUCUAGAAUAAUUUUCACAAUGUAAUACUUUUAAGAAUCUGAUUAUUAGUAGUAGAUACUAUAUGAGUUCUUCCACUUGAUUAACAGAGCACAUUAUUAGAACAUGUCACUCAGUAAUGCAAGUUUUCCUUCUAGAUUCAGUUACAGUGUUAUAACUGAACUUCAGUAUUAUGUGUCCGUUGUGCCUGUCUUUUUUGCAGAAUAUUCAGAACUCAGAUCUAUAGCCAUUACACUGCUUGGUCAGCAGUGGACAACCUCUUGAGCAGGAUAAUGGCUAAGUAUUAUUUUCACCUGUCAAUGAGAUGCUCCUUCUGAUCUGCUUAAAUGGUUACCGUUUCUGUGAAGAGAGUCUUGCCUGUUAUAUUCUUUUUCUUAAUAGUUCUUCUGUAAAGAAAAAUAUUGUUCCUCUGCUGAUAUGUUGUGAAUUCAACAUGGCAUUCCUUGUGGUUUUUUUGCUGAAUGUGUUGUUUUUCUGUAGAAUGUUCAUUUCAACCUACUGUCUUCUAGUUUUCAACUAAGAAAUAAUCUAUUCCAUUAUUUCAUUAUAGAAACUAGGAACCAACAGAUCAGUGACUUCAAACCUGGUGAGAACCAUUAUUUAUCUCCAAGCCAGGUCUAUUCAAAGGUACUUCUGGUGCUGUCUAGUCCUAAAAUGAAUGUCUGACAAUAAGGUCAAUCCUGCAGGAUAUUGAGCAUUCUGGCCUUGAUCCAGCAAAGAACUUAAGAUACUGGAUUUCUGUGGGACUACUUAUGUUAAAGUUACUUAAAGUUACACAGGCUUAAAUGGAUCAGGGCCAGAGUGCUCAGCAUCUUGCAGAUAGAACCCAUUAGUGCUUGGCAUUCCUCUGUGCAUUCAGUGAGACCAACUCCAGGACUGUGCUGCUUUUUUCAAGAAGAAGUUCUCAAAAACAGUAGAAUUGAAUGGUGUCCUACUAGAGUUGUACUUUUUGUUAGAGCUGAAUUUCAACAUACAGUUCAGACUCAAGUUCCACAUUGCCUCGUCAGUCUCAAAGGUACGAAAUCCCAAUGCAAUUGGAGUCAAGGUGCCAGGUAGAUCUUUCAGUAUGCUCCCUGCACGUUAUUCAUCAACAUUCAGAUGCAGGCAAAAUUUCCCUCAAAGCAAAAUAUGUAGAUUGUAUGUAAUAUGGGGAUGCUCAAAUCUAUGUACAUUUAUUAUUAUUUCCAUACUUUUUAAAUAGUUUUAGUUCUGGGGGAAGCAUAUGGAAUUGUUCCAUUGUACCCAUCACUUUUCCAUUUGUGAUACCAAGUGAUUGCAGAGUAUCCUAUUUCUAACAUUUCUUUGGGACACUUAGCUAAAUUAUAUUGUAGGCUUUUUUAACUAAUAUUUUGAUAUUUUGUAUUGUUUUCUUUAUGUAUUGUAGCAACUGAAACUUUAAUGAAGUUAUUUGUCCUGAGAAUUGAGGUGACUAUUUAAUACGAUAAUGAUUCUGGGGAUUGCAACUACUGGACUUGUUUUGCUGAGUACAAUAUUGGAAAGCCAGGACAGAGAUGUGUGCGCCUGAUCCUGAACCACUGAAGUCAGUGGUUGCAGAAUCAAGCCCUAUCAGUGGGGGAAGCGAAGAAGACAUUAAGCUGGGAAAGGCAGGGACAGAGGUGUCUCCUGAGUUACCGUCUUCUCCUUGGAUGAGAAAGGAAUAUGCAGAGAACCACAGUACUCUACACCUCCUUUACCACAAAAAGGGGAGAGGUUUCCCCAGGCUUGAUCAUUCCUUGGCCCUCUGCUGAGUUAGGAAUGAGGAGAGAAAUGUCCCCAUGAGCGUUUUCCCUCUUUAAAUAGGUAAAAGAAACCAAUGCUGUCAGUUUCCCUGUUUACCCCCUACUCCUGGAGUGGGCAAGGGAAGGAGGUAAGAGAUGAUAGAUAACGAGGGUAGGUGGAUUAACUAAUUAGGGAGAAUGGAGGGCCCAGACAGGAAAUGCAAGGUGCUAGGAACAUGGGAGAAGAGGAGAAAAGAAAUGGAACACAGGUAGUGGAAAAAUCAGAAAAGCAUUUGGGGAAAAAUUGAAAUAAUAGUCUUAGAAUUUAACAUUGUAGGAAAACAGACAUUGCCCAAAAAAGUGCAAAGGAUAUACCAAAUAUACUAUGUAGUCUGAACCUCCUAAAAAUGUCCUUAGCUUUGGAGAAGUUCCUGACAAAAUUGUCUGCCCUACCAGACUGAAUUGUAUUUUUUAAGUAUUCUGUAUGCACUGUUUUUGUAGCCAUGUUUGUCCCUGUGUAGGUAUUCUGUGUAAACCUCGCCUAUAAAAGCCUGGCACUGAGCAACAAAAGCUGAAAAUGGGUAAUGUGCACAGGGGAGUCUCUAAGACAUUUUGCCGCCCCAAGCACGGCAGGCUGCCUGCCGCCUCGUGGCAACCAGCAGAGCCACUCCCCGCAGCUUGCUGCCACAAGCACACGCUUGGCAUGCUGGGGCCUGGAGCCGCCCCGAAUGUGCACCCAACCAGCGAAUAAUUUGCAGCCUGCUAGUAACUUUUUUCUGUAACUUUUACGCACUUAAGGCUCUCUGUGCAGUUGGGCCUUGGAGCAAUACUGGUGUCUUGUGCUUUUUCAAAGAGUCAGAAUUCCCCUAGCUCCUGGAUAUUUCCAGAGCACUGAGAGUGUGACUUUGGAGAGCAGUUGCUGACAAUUUCAGGGUUCCCUAACUCAUAAGGAUAGGCCCCUACUAGGCAUUUUUAAUUUGGGACAGAUCUGGGAGCAAGAUGUCUUAAAAAACCUAAGUGGUAUAAAUCACCAAAAAUCGGUGUUCACCAAAGAAAGCUGAUAUACAUUUCUCCCCCCCACACCAUUUCAUUAUUCAGGUAGUUCAUUUUAUAGAUUUACCCGCUGGCUGGAAUAAGAGGGCAAACUAGUUGAGAUUCAGUCCAGAUAGGAAAGCAUGCUCAUUGUCUGGGGCAAAACUACCAGUAAAACAUCAACAAUAAUAUCAGCUCUUCUGCAAAGGGCUGUGUCUUACUGGAUCCUCAGCUGUUUCUUGUAGUGGCCAAGAUAUUUUGUAUCAUCCUAUGCUAGGUCAGGAAGUUGUGACCUUUUCUUUGGAUGUCACCACCAUAAUUCAUGCCUUUGUCACCUCCAGAUUGUAUACAUCACCAUCCUACAUGCUUUAAAUACCACCCGGAAAUUACAGCUAGUGCAGAAAUGUGGCAGCUUGUGUGCUUGGCAACAGUGCAGAGCACUUCACACCUGUAAUGAUAAUCAGUCAACACUAGCUUCCUAUAAUUUCCACAUUAAUUAAGAUGUUUUUAAUUUAUAAAGCCCUAAAAUGGUGUAGGUCAUAGGUAGCUCUGGAACUACCUCUUCAACUACGACUCCAGCUAUGACAGCUAAAAUCCACUGAAACACGUUAACCUAACAUCCCUCUAAUUCUGUCAGGAAGGGACUGAAGGCACUGGUUUUUUUAGUGAAAUAAUCUCACUUUGAAAAUGUGUUGUCCCCAUUGAUCCACCAGAGCCCAGAUUUGUUGAUCAUCAGGUCACUCAGCAAAGCUCACCUCUUUUCUGCCUGGCGUUUUCUGAGAAGAUGGACUGUAUUGGAUGUUGGGGCAGUUUUAAAACCUUAGUGGACUUGGGUGAAUUUCAUAUUUUGGGUAUUGGUCCUAAUUUUAUGUUUAAUACUUUGCACAAGAGUCUAGAGCUUCAGAAAUGUCUGUCCAUAAAUUCAGGUGCACAAUAUUGAAGUCUUUCAAAAUUUCCAUCACAAAGUACCACAAGUUAAAAAAAUAAAACUGGAGAGAGGCAUGGAUCUGAGUCAGAGGGUAUUUGUAUUACUUUAUCACAAUGGGCCCUAUGUAAACUGAAGGCACUUUUUUUAAAAGCCUAGGGAGAAACCCUGAAAUUAAAAGAUCUGGGGUUAAAUAUCAGGAGUUGAGACAUUACUCCUUAUUCGUUACCCAUUGUAGUUCUCAAGAUCUUUCCAAACAAAUGUAAUAGAUAUUAGUAGACUCUUGGGAGAUUCCAUAAAGCAGAUCUAAUACUGAACAAGAAGUGUUAAAGAUGGUUUUUGCACAGACAAGGUUGUUAAUUUAUCCCAUUUCUUAAUAUGUCUGUUCUAAAGCCAAGAAAGCAUAAAGUAUUGUUUGCAAACGCUUUGUUCUGAGUUACAACCUAAUCUCUUGUCCCAUUAUUCAAAUUCUUACUUUCAGCCUAACUCAGAUUUCAUCUCUAUCAUUUAUGCUUUUUUGAGCAUGGUGGCUGUUGGUAGCUGAACUGGUUGCAAACAGCACUGAUUAAUACAUCCCAUUAGCAGGGGACUAAUCGUUACAUUUUUCUGUUUGAUGGUUCUAUGAGGCUCAUUGCAAGUGUUGCAUUGAUUAUUUAUUUAUUUUUUCUUCUCUAAGUGCUAAUGUCUUCCUCACAUUAUGACCUUGUGCUCCAUGCUGUUUGUUAAUAUUUUUCUGUCUAGUCCCUUUAGGUAUUGCCUUUAUUUAAAACUGUAUUCAAUAAAAAUAAUAUUAAAUAUCAA
This is a messenger RNA of Gopherus evgoodei (Goodes thornscrub tortoise), 7309 nucleotides long. It is a transcript of the gene FEZ2, whose product is annotated as fasciculation and elongation protein zeta 2. Gene Ontology annotation, cellular component: cytoplasm; axon. Bases 23 to 1585 code for a protein of 520 amino acids. Lineage: Eukaryota; Metazoa; Chordata; Testudines; Testudinidae. The record is from RefSeq and is a predicted model, not a curated record. The transcript is spliced from 10 exons.